This is a messenger RNA of Verruconis gallopava, 1276 nucleotides long. RefSeq lists its product as uncharacterized. Bases 97 to 798 code for a protein of 233 amino acids. Gene Ontology annotation, biological process: mitochondrial respiratory chain complex I assembly. The transcript has a single exon. Lineage: Eukaryota; Fungi; Ascomycota; Dothideomycetes; Venturiales; Sympoventuriaceae. Gene Ontology annotation, cellular component: mitochondrial inner membrane. The record is from RefSeq and is a predicted model, not a curated record.
AACAUUGCAACUUUCGACAGUGUUGCCGUUGUCGUCGAACGGCGCCCAUCUAAUUCGGCCAAAUUGUACAGUAAAGACGAACCACAAUCAGCGAGGAUGCAAUCGGCGUUCGCUCGCUCCAUGCAAGCCCUUGGGCGUCCACUCGGAAGCGCCGCGGCAAGUUCAAGACAAUUGCGAGCAGGUCAAUCGACGUUACCCUACAUAUGCGCUCGCUGUCUGCAUGCCACGCGGAUAAAUAACAUCAAGUCUCGAGCGCCCAAAACGAGGGACCGUGGUCCACCGUCGAAGGAGGACACUCAGACGGACUUCGCAGCGCUGGACGUGCUAGGCAAUACGCCUCCGCCCGCUACCGGCAUCGAUGCAACCACGGACUACGGAUUCGCUUUCAGCAACAACACCAAAUUAUCAGGCAGCGGAGUGUUAAUAGUAGGAGGUGAAGUUUUCAAAUGGCGACCCUGGCUGCGCCCAGAGAGGCCGGAAGGUGGAGAUCGAGGCGGCAGUACGUUGACAGGCAAGCUACUGAAUAGCAAAGGCCAGUGGGAGCCUUCCUUGGAACUCAAGCCGUGGGGAUUGCUGGAGGUUGUCUGGCCGAAACCAGAUCUGCUCAUCAUCGGCACCGGACCGAGCAUCGUGCCUGUCAGCCCCGCGACGAGGAAGCUCAUCAACGAUUUGGGAAUACGGAUCGAGGUGCAGGACACGAGAAAUGCGGCAAGCCAGUACAAUCUGCUGGCUACGGAGAGGGGCAUAGAGCAGAUUGCCGCGGCCCUUAUACCCGUCGGCUGGAAGGAGCAGAGGUGAUGCUGCAGCAACAGACGAUGGGAGCGAGUCUGCACGGAUGUGUAAUUUCGGACCAUGGAAGUGAACGUCAGACGGGCGCAUCUGGGAAGCGUGAUUGAGCUUUAGCGGUGUAUCUGCGUUGAUGGUAUGAGGUUUCUGGGUCGAGCAAGUGGGCUCAGAAAUGAUCGGUAUAGCUUUCGUCGGCCCACUCUCUUGAUUCGGUGGAACCGACUCAUUGUUCUAAUCACACUACGUGAGGAGUACAAGUACUUCCACCUCGACGUCGAAUUUCUCAAGGUGCAAUCAACAAAUGAGCUGUUCUACAUGACCACGCCAUGCAACUGCACUUCAGGAUCCGCCGCUGCACAAAGUCAGGUGGAGCAUAGCCCAGAAGUUCGACGCAAGAAGUACAACCGUCGUAAAGUACGCGUGCUCAGAUCUCACAGCUGAUCAUCGUAGACAUUACAGAGUCAAAAUCGCAUCCUUGGCUGGUCUCAGG